Messenger RNA from Cyanidioschyzon merolae strain 10D, 2025 nucleotides. RefSeq lists its product as hypothetical. Lineage: Eukaryota; Rhodophyta; Bangiophyceae; Cyanidiales; Cyanidiaceae. Bases 1 to 2025 code for a protein of 674 amino acids. The transcript has a single exon. The record is from RefSeq and is a predicted model, not a curated record. Gene Ontology annotation, molecular function: oxidoreductase activity.
AUGCAGGUACUCAUUCUCGGAGGUGGCAUUGCUGGUGUGACCUGUCUUGAGACGCUGGUUGCGUACGCGAACGACUUCACCACAGAUACACACAUUACUCUAGUGUCCGCGACGUCGGCGUUGCGGCGGGCGGUGCCCUAUGGUCAACGCGGUCGACACAUUGCCGCCUACAGACUCGAAGAGACCUGCAGCGACCCCUGGGAGGCGCUUCCAUGGGUAGACGUUCUCAUCGGUGUUGUCGAGCAGGUUCGAGUCGCUGAACGCUGCGUCUACGUGCGGGUCGGCGACGGAGCACCGCAAGGCAGGCACUCGGCGGGCGAUGUUCUCCAGCUGCGCUUUGAUUAUCUCUGUAUCUGUAUGGGCGCAGUGCCGCGCAUUCCAAAAGUCGUGCAUCAAGCUUGUGCUUCCUCUCGUGUGCUGAACGAGCGCAUCCUUACGCUCCGCGACACCGACUCUGCCGAUCGGUUCCGCAAACUCCUGCAAGACCUGGUAGCGCGUCGACAGCGGCGGCGGGGGCGCCCCUCAGAGCCUCGCGUUAUGAUCCUCGGCAACGGCGGUAUCGCCAUGGAGCUUGCCUACGUGCUUCCAGAGGUCGCACACGUGGACUGGGUCAUUCGAGACGCGCACAUUGGUCAUACAUUCUUUGACGCUGCGCUGUCCAACGUGCUGUGGAGUUUGCCGACUGCGCGACGUCCGCGUCGCAGGCAAGCAACUGCAUGGCUCCUGGCACCGACACGCUCGUUAGCAGUGGAGUCAUCACCGCGCCGCGUUUUGGGUGCUGGACUCGGUCCCGACUGGAUGCAAGGCGGUAGACGAGACCAGAAGCAAACCGUGCUGGAGCCUGCGCAGAUACGAGUCGUACACGGGCAUCAGCACUGGGACCAAACCUCAUCUGUACCUGACGCUGACCUGCCGAAUACAAACUCAGAUGCGGAACAGGGUUCCACAAAGCGACUCUGCCUGCAUCAGUGUUGUACGGUGACCUCCAUUGCGUGGGACGCUCCGGGGAGUACCACAAGCGAUGACGCCGCCGUUGAUGCAAGCAGUCAAGCGUCGCUUACAGACGCUUGUCUGCGAGUCACGCUCUCGGAUGGUGGAGUUGUCUUCACCGAUGUUCUGCUUUGCGCCACUGGUGUUCGUGGAGCAGCGGUGCCCUCGUAUUUUGAUGCAGAGGGCCAGAGACUGCUUCGUUGGGUGCAUCUAGAUCCGCCAUUGCCUUUUGGUACGCAUUGUCGUCGUCGUUGUGAUGGAGUCGACGACGCCAACAGCGCAUCGGACCCUGGAGAGCAUGGUGGAUCUCCAGGCGCUUCUGGUACCGUCGUCGCUGCGGACACCGAGGACGCCGAGGAUACCGGCAUCGCUGUCGAUGAGCACCUGCGGACGCAUGCCAGGUACAUUUUCGCUGCUGGAGACUGCUGUGUUGUGCAGGGCGCUUCGUCGUUGGCUGGUGACGAGACGCCACGCCUCUGGUUCCAAAUGCGUCUAUGGAGCCAAGCGAGGAUGAUGGGCGCUCGCGCAGCUCGAUCCAUUGUUCGUGACCUACUGGUGAGCCGGCCACGAACCUGGGCGCGCGCUCUCAAAGAGCAAGGUCCAAGCGAGGCCGGGCACCCCGAAGCGGCCGUCCUCGCACCGCCACAACCUGCACCACCAGCAUCACUAUCGCGGGAUGAGGUCGCGCAGAUGGAGGCGGCCGAGCCCCUCGACAUGGAACUCUUCUGCCAUGUUACUGAGUUCUGUGGAAUCAAGGUGGUUUUAAUGGGUCGGUAUCGGCUCGAAUGUGCGCAGAGCAAUAACCCGGAGGUGCAGGUUCUCGAGUCAUUGCGUCCCGGUGAGGAUGGAAAUCCCACCUCGUUGCAAUACAUUCGGGUUAUACUCUGCAAGAAUCGUCUCAUGGGUGCCGUACUGCUCGGUGAGACGGAUCUCGAGGAAGUUUACGAACAUCUGCUACUGAAUCAGCUGGACGUGGGCUUCCUGGGAUCGGCGCUGGUGGACGGAUCGCUCGACCUUGCUGACUAUUUCGACUAG